ACAUUUGCUGAUUUCCUAUAUAUCUCUCCACAGCCUCAAAAAUCAAGGCUGCGGCUAGGGUUUCUCACAUCUCUGGUAAAUAUUAUAGUUUUAUUCGUGGAAAUAACAGAGAUUCAGGGAUGAGUAAGCUUCAGAGUGAUGCCCUUAGAGAAGCUAUUUCCACCAUUGUGGCUCAGUCCAAGGAAAAAAACCGUAAGUUCACUGAGACCAUUGAACUCCAGAUUGGGCUGAAAAACUAUGAUCCCCAAAAGGACAAGCGUUUCAGUGGAUCUGUGAAGCUGCCACACAUUCCUCGCCCUAAGAUGAAGAUCUGCAUGCUUGGAGAUGCUCAACAUGUUGAAGAGGCAGAGAAGAUAGGCUUGGAUUAUAUGGAUGUUGAAGCACUGAAGAAGCUUAACAAGAACAAGAAGUUGGUCAAGAAGCUUGCCAAGAAGUAUCAGGCCUUUUUGGCAUCUGAAGCUAUCAUCAAGCAGAUCCCUCGUCUCUUGGGUCCUGGUCUCAACAAAGCAGGGAAAUUCCCAACCCUUGUUACUCACCAGGAAUCCCUAGAGUCCAAGGUGAAUGAGACCAAGGCAAUGGUGAAGUUCCAACUGAAGAAGGUUCUUUGCAUGGGAGUUGCUGUUGGGAAUGUAGCUAUGGAGGAGAAGCAGAUCUUCCAAAAUGUGCAAAUGAGUGUCAAUUUCCUUGUUUCAUUGUUGAAGAAAAACUGGCAAAAUGUGAGGUGCCUCUACCUGAAGAGUACCAUGGGCCCUUCAAACAGGAUCUUUUGAGAUGAUAUUUACUUUCUAUUAGUGUUAUGUACGGAGUGAAAGUAGUUGUUGGGAUUAAUAGUAAAUCAGUUUUUUACUCAGAAUGUUCAAAUUUUGUGUUAUGUUUUGUUGCUGGAAUCCGUAGAAAUAUUAUGAAUUUGAGACCUUGGAAGUUUUGUUUUGCAUAUCAACUGAGUUUUUCCAUUAA
This is a messenger RNA of Theobroma cacao (cacao), 957 nucleotides long. It is a transcript of the gene PGY1, whose product is annotated as Ribosomal protein L1p/L10e family. Gene Ontology annotation, cellular component: large ribosomal subunit. Gene Ontology annotation, molecular function: structural constituent of ribosome; RNA binding. Gene Ontology annotation, biological process: translation. NCBI's taxonomy places the organism in Eukaryota, Viridiplantae, Streptophyta, Magnoliopsida, Malvales, Malvaceae. The record is from RefSeq and is a predicted model, not a curated record.